Myotis lucifugus (little brown bat) is the source of this 714-nucleotide messenger RNA. RefSeq names its product RING finger and transmembrane domain-containing protein 2-like. Gene Ontology annotation, molecular function: ubiquitin protein ligase activity. The transcript has 3 exons. NCBI's taxonomy places the organism in Eukaryota, Metazoa, Chordata, Mammalia, Chiroptera, Vespertilionidae. Gene Ontology annotation, biological process: positive regulation of ERAD pathway. The record is from RefSeq and is a predicted model, not a curated record. The annotation marks the transcript as partial.
UUGGAGUCUCUCAUAAACGCCCCUGACCUGAGCAUCUGUCUGGAGAGGACGAGGCAGGGGAGGCCUGCUUUCUCUGCAAUCCAGGGAUCACAUCCCCGUCAGGAUCCCUGCAUGCCCACUUCAGGUGUCAUCAGCAUGGAAUUCUGAAGUCCAUGUGGCUCCUCACAGUAAACAAGGUCUUAAGGAAAAUGCAGAGACGCCACAGCAGUAACACGGAUAACGUUCCACCUGAAAGAAAUCGCAGCCAAGCACUCAGCCCCGAGGUGAGCGUGAAUGAAGGGGGCGUCUUUGAGGGUCUGAAGGCAGAAGCCGCCUCCCCGCCAGCGCUCUUCUCUGGCCUCUCCGGCCUCCCGACAGGCAGCCUUCCCGCCGCCCCGUUCCCAUCCAGCCUGGUGCUGGGGGCCUCUGCCAGCGGUGGGGACGUGUUCCUCCAGAUGCCAGCGUCCAGAGAGGAGGGUGGAGGCCGGGGCGAGGGCGGCACCUACCACCACCGCCAGCCCCACCACCACUUUCACCACGGAGGACACCGCGGGAGCUCGCUGCUGCAGCACGUGGGCGGGGACCACCGGGCGCACGCAGAUGAAGCGGGUGAUGAGCACCCCGGCACUCCCGCCCCUGCCCUGUCCGAGCUGAAGGCCGUGGUCUGCUGGCUCCAGAAAGGCCUGCCCUUCAUCCUGAUCCUCCUGACCAAACUGUGCUUCCAGCAUAAGCUCG